Molecule: messenger RNA, 677 nt
Organism: Linum tenue
Lineage: Eukaryota; Viridiplantae; Streptophyta; Magnoliopsida; Malpighiales; Linaceae
Source: the annotation of a GenBank genome assembly
CAGAUAUUUUUUUUUGCUUUUCCCUCCCAUCUCUCUUCCCAGCCACACAACUUUUCUUCUCUCUUUCUCUUCCUUCUACAGAAACCAACAACCCACUUGUUUCUUUCUCCCUCUCUCUGUACAAGAACAAAAAAAAAAAAAAAACAAAAAGGAAGGAUUGAAGAAGAAGAAGACGCAGGAAGCAGAAGAACCAGGAGAAGAAGGAACCCCCACCCCACCCCACCUCACUUGUGCUCUCCUUCUCUCUUCUCUCUUCUCUCCGACGUCGUCUCUUUCUCGCUCUGCGAUCUCAAAUCUCCGAAAUCGCCCAUGAAGCGGCAAACUUGCCAAGGAAGGAGAGUCAUUCGACGCCUGGUUGGCUAGAUCAACGUCUUUUUGGAUCGAUGAAGAGAAGGGAAGGCGUGAACGACGAUGAAGGAAGAAGGAACAUGUCAUGCCGGCGGAGGUGGGACUGCUGUCAACCGCGACCAAGGUGGAUACUAGCCAGGAUAAUGGAGGAGCUGCUGCCAAUGUAGAUUUCCAAAGGCAGCAGAGCCAAUGAGGGCUACCCACUGCUCUUUGGGUAAGGUUCUUUUUGGGUUUUGGUUCUGUUUUUAAUCUUGAUGACUCCUUUCUGUGGAGUGGUUCUGUAUGUUUUCAGCCAUAUGGGUUUUCGUUUUCCCGAAAUUAGCUUCCAG